Cantharellus anzutake is the source of this 573-nucleotide messenger RNA. RefSeq lists its product as uncharacterized. Lineage: Eukaryota; Fungi; Basidiomycota; Agaricomycetes; Cantharellales; Hydnaceae. Gene Ontology annotation, biological process: regulation of mRNA stability involved in response to oxidative stress. The transcript is spliced from 5 exons. Gene Ontology annotation, cellular component: nucleus; cytoplasm; post-mRNA release spliceosomal complex. Gene Ontology annotation, molecular function: mRNA binding. The record is from RefSeq and is a predicted model, not a curated record. The annotation marks the transcript as partial.
UUGCCAUGGAAGGUCCGGUGGCAGGAUCUUAAGGACCUAUUUCGCAGAGCUGGUACUGUCCUCCGCGCGGAUGUUAGCCUGGGUCCAGACAGUAGAAGCAGAGGAUACGGGGCCGUCCUUCUCGCGAGCGCAGAAGAUGCCGCAAAGGCUAUUGAGAUGUAUAAUGGAUAUUCGUGGCACGCAAGGACGCUAGAAGUCAGGGCGGAUCGAAUUCCUCCUGAUUUAGACUUAUCCAACCCCAUGAACACCUUGACUAACCUAGGAUUGCCAGCUCCUCCACCUAUGGGUAUGCGAAGUACUUCUCUCUCUCCCCAACUGAACAUUUCGUCUAAUGCUCAAGGGAGAAAUUUAUUCGUUGGGAACCUUCCAUUCCAAUGUCAGUGGCAGGAUUUAAAAGAUCUGUUCCGUUCGGCUGGCCAAAUAGUGCGGGCGGACGUAGCUUUAGGUGCUGAUGGACGCUCAAGAGGAUUUGGGACGGUGCUAUUUGCAAACGAUGCUGAUGCGAAUACUGCUGUGGCUAUGUUCAAUGGUUAUGAGUAUAAUGGAAGGACGCUGAAGGUUCACCAUGACCGA